AUGAGAUACGCCAUCCCAUCUGCUGCCUUGGUAGCUGGCGUUGUGUCACAAGCUACUUUCGAGCCCGCAGACUUCAAUAUCACGGAGGCAUUGCUCGACAAUGGUGUCAACGUCUCGGCUAUACCUGAGCUUGCACCUCUGGUAGAGAGGUCGUUGUUGAGUGGCUGCUCCAUUGCCUGCAACUCUUUGAAGCUGAUCUUUGGUGACGACCAAGUCGAGACACAGUCUGAGGCUGCGUAUAGUGCAUUUAUCAAUGAUUACUGGUCGGGCCAACAAAGACAGAUCUCUCCUCAGUGUGUCUUCAAGCCUGAGAAAGCUUUGGAUGUCUCGACUUCCAUCCUUCUAUCUCGUCUUACGCAAUGUCCUUUUGCGGUUAGGAGCGGAGGCCACUCAGCAGUGCCUGGCGGCUCAAACAUCGAGGGUGGCAUUACGAUUAGCUUUGAGAAGAUGGACAAGACUGUAGCAUCUUCUGACAGGAAAAGCGCCACAUUUGAGCCUGGCCAGACAUGGUAUGAUGUGUACACGAAGCUCGAGAAACAUGAGGUUACCAUCAUUGGUGGCCGAGUUGCAAGUGUCGGUGUGGGUGGAUUAACUUUGGGCGGAGGCAUCUCGUACUUCUCAAGCAUGUAUGGUUUGGCAUGCGACAAUGUCAUCUCAUACGAGCUGGUCACUGCUUCUGGGCUUAUCAUCAACGUCAGCCAGAAGUCCUUCCCAGACCUCUACUGGGCUCUACGAGGGGGUGGCAACAACUUCGGUAUCGUCACGAAAUUCAACGUCAACGCUCUUCCUAGAGCGCCAACCAUGUGGGGUGGUAUGCGAACAUAUCUCUCGACCGAAUCCGAUGCUCUCAUCAAGGCAUACUACAAUCUUGGUAUGAACGCAAAGAAGGACGGCAAAGCCCACCAAAUUCUGUCGUUUGGCUGGGGUGGAGCUGAACUCGGAGAGGUUGCCCAAGUUGAACUUGAAUAUGCGGAUCCUAUUACCGACGCACCAGUUCUUGCCGAGUACAACAGCAUCAAAGGAGCGAUUGCAGACGCAACCGGAAUCAACACUCUCGCAAACCUUACGGCGAUCUUGGAAGGCCCCGCCAGCGGUGCAGGUCUUCGACAGGCAUUCUGGACCUGGACGACCAAGCUCGACGUGGAAAUGGCCACUGUGACUAAGGAUAUCUUCUUUGAGGAGAUUACCGAUGUGCUCGACGCAGCGGAUCUACUCCCCGCUGUUUCGCUCCAGGUACUUACCGAGCCUAUCAUUGAGCAGGGUGCCACUAAGGGAGGUAAUGCGCUUGGGCUCGAUCCAAAGGAAGGACCCCUCAUGUUGGCUCUCGUUGCCAUGAAGUGGUCCAACAGUGCGGACGACGACAGACUGCAAAAGUUCGCCGCGCGCGUCAAGGACCGCUGCGUAGCCGCAGCCAAGGCCGAGGGCAAAGCGACCGAUUACCUGUACAUGAACUACGCCAGCCCAUGGCAAGAUCCCGUUGCCGGUUACGGUCCCGCGAAUCAGGCUAAGUUGAAGGCCAUCUCCAAGAAGUAUGAUCCUACUGGCGUGUUUGAGGUUCUCCAGCCCGGCUACUUCAAGCUCAACGGCCCACCACGGGACGAUUUGUAA
This is a messenger RNA of Alternaria novae-zelandiae, 1608 nucleotides long. RefSeq lists its product as uncharacterized. The record is from RefSeq and is a predicted model, not a curated record. Lineage: Eukaryota; Fungi; Ascomycota; Dothideomycetes; Pleosporales; Pleosporaceae. The transcript has 4 exons. Gene Ontology annotation, molecular function: FAD binding. The coding region runs from base 1 to 1608 and encodes 535 amino acids.